UACCCUCUGUGCUGCUGUGGGAGUCUCCUUUAAAAAAUCUUGCCGCGUCACGGGGAUGCGGUUGCCGGAGCCGGGUACCUAGCCUAUCCUCCUGCACAUAUGCCCUGCACUGACUGGGACCAUCUACAAGUUUCACCACAGACCAAAGAUGACAGCUCUGUCAAAUUUAACCCAUGCUACACCCCAGGAGCAUCGCUUUCUGGUUUUGUUUGACUUUGAUGAGACCAUCAUCAAUGAAAGCAGCGAUGAUGCAGUGGUGCGAGCUCUGCCAGGCCAGCAGCUUCCCGAUUGGCUUAAAAACAGCUACAGGGAAGGGCACUACAAUGAGCACAUGCAGCAGGUUUUGGCGUAUAUGGCAGAGCAGGGUGUGUCCAAAGAAUCCAUCCAUUCAGCGGUGGAGAAGAUCGCGCCCACUCCUGGUCUACUGGCCCUCCUCCAAUAUCUGCAGAGCCACCAGCAGGACUUUGAGCUGGUGGUGGUCUCUGAUGCCAACAUGUAUUUCAUCAAGACGUGGUUAGAGCACGCUGGAGUGUGUCACCUAUUCAGGAAGAUUUUCACAAACCCGGCAAGUUUUGACGCAUCCGGCCACCUUGUACUGCUCCCUUUCCACUCCCACUCAUGUUCCCGUUGUCCUGACAACAUGUGCAAGCAGGUGAUCCUUCGGGAGUAUCUGGCAGGUCGGCAGAAGGAGCGUGGGGGUGCGUCCUUUCAGAGGGUGUUCUAUAUCGGAGAUGGGGCCAAUGAUAUCUGUCCCUCUCUAGCUCUGGGGCCCAGGGACACGGCCUUUCCCAGGAGGGACUUCCCCAUGCACAGGCUGCUGCAGGAGAUGCAGCAGAACCAGCCGACCAAGUUCAAGGCUAAUGUGGUUCCUUGGGCCAGCGGUGAGGACAUAGUGGACUGCCUAAAGAAAGUUAUGGAAGAGAGAUGAGUGUUUAGGCGUGAAAAUAUGAUAGAAAAGUGAAAGAGUGGGGAAAAUACAACUAUGGUGCACUUAUUCCAGUCCUGGUGAAUGGCUACAUGUGCAGGGUUUUACUCCAGCCACACAUGGUACAACUUAUAGAGAUGUAGCUAAACAAUGUAUAUAGAUCUAAUUCACAGGCAUCAAAACCGGCUCGCCAAAGGGUCCAAUCCAGCCUGUGGGAGGAAUUUGUGAAAUGCAAAAAAUUACACUGAAGAUAUUAACUCUCAAGGGUGUUAAAAUCAUUUUAGUUCAGGAGCCACAUACAGACUAACUGAAUCUCAAGUGGAUCAGAUCAGUAAAAACCUAACAUAAUUACCUAUAAGUAAUGGCACCUCCAAUUUUUUGUGUUUGUUUUAGUGUAAAAAAAUUAAAUUA
Messenger RNA from Sphaeramia orbicularis (orbiculate cardinalfish), 1336 nucleotides. RefSeq names its product probable phosphatase phospho1. The record is from RefSeq and is a predicted model, not a curated record. Gene Ontology annotation, molecular function: phosphatase activity. The transcript has 2 exons. NCBI's taxonomy places the organism in Eukaryota, Metazoa, Chordata, Actinopteri, Kurtiformes, Apogonidae. Bases 149 to 928 code for a protein of 259 amino acids.